Labeo rohita (rohu) is the source of this 3232-nucleotide messenger RNA. RefSeq names its product PDZ and LIM domain 7 (gene pdlim7). NCBI's taxonomy places the organism in Eukaryota, Metazoa, Chordata, Actinopteri, Cypriniformes, Cyprinidae. The transcript has 11 exons. Gene Ontology annotation, cellular component: stress fiber; Z disc; adherens junction. Gene Ontology annotation, biological process: heart development; muscle structure development; actin cytoskeleton organization. The coding region runs from base 147 to 1430 and encodes 427 amino acids. Gene Ontology annotation, molecular function: muscle alpha-actinin binding; actin binding. The record is from RefSeq and is a predicted model, not a curated record.
ACGUAUCAUCAGAGUCCUACUAAAAGAAAAUCCAACAGGGAAAACCUGCGGCUUCUAUGCGCGACCUGACGCCCAAGUCCAGUAAGUUUUGAAGUUUACUUGAUCUCUUUAUAACAGCCUAUUACAUCAGAAGACAGAAGGCUGCGAUGUCUGCCGACCAGAAAGAGGCCAUGAACAUAUACAGUGUAACGCUCAAUGGACCUGCUCCCUGGGGUUUUCGGCUUCAGGGAGGCAAGGACUUCAACAUGCCCCUGACCGUAUCCAGGCUGACCCCAGGCGGUAAGGCAGCCCAGGCCGGAGUGGGUGUCGGGGAUUGGUUGGUGUCCAUCUCUGAUGCCAAUGCAGAGGAGAUGACCCAUGUGGAGGCACAGAACAAGAUCAGAGCCGCAACCGACUCCCUCGCUCUAACUUUGAGCAGAGCUUUUAAUUCUGCCGGAGGAGAGCAGAAGGAUUCACUCGCACCUGCAUCCAGCCAGCCCAAGUACUCAUUCGCACCGAGCACGACCAUAAACAAGAUGGCACGGCCGUUCUCCGCGGCCCCUGGCAGUGCCAGCAAGGGGCCUGUCAUCAAGCCGGUGUCGUACGCCCCAAAGCUUAACUUCAACUCGCCGCAGCCUCACAAUGGUCACGGAGUAACUCCCUGUCCUGCCAAGUCCAAGCCAGCAGACAAACCUGAUGAAGAUCAAGCACCAGCUAAAGCACCAAUGAAUUCCGGUCCAGCCUGUCGGCCUCCAUGGGUGACGGAUCCUGGUUUCGCAGACCGUUACCAUCCGGACAAGACCAGCACGGUGGUGACGCAGCACAAGCAGCCGGUCCAACCCACUCCCAUGCAGAACCGCAGCUCUAUCAUGCAGGCAGCGCAGCAGAACCCUGCCGACUCCAGUGGGCGCACCCCGCUCUGCGCCGCGUGCAACAAGAUCAUUAGGGGACGCUACGUGGUGGCGCUUGGUCGUUCCUGGCACCCAGAGGAGUUCACGUGCUGUCAGUGUAAAAGGGUGUUGGACGAGGGGGGCUUCUUUGAGGAAAAAGGAUCCAUUUACUGCACCAAGUGCUACGACAACCGUUACUCACCCAACUGUGCCAAAUGCAAGAAGAAGAUAACUGGGGAAAUCAUGCAUGCCCUGAAGAUGACCUACCACGUACAGUGCUUCCUGUGUGCCGCCUGCAAAAUGCCCAUCAGGAACCAGGCCUUCUACAUGGAGGAGGGAGAGCCCUACUGCGAGCGAGACUAUGAAAAGAUGUUUGGUACCAAAUGCCACGGCUGUGACUUCAAGAUUGAUGCGGGAGACCGUUUCCUCGAGGCGCUGGGCUACAGCUGGCAUGACACUUGCUUUGUCUGUGCCAUCUGUCAGAUUAAUCUGGAGGGGAAAACAUUCUAUUCCAAGAAGGACAAGCCACUAUGUAAAAGUCACGCUUUCACUCCGGUGUGAGGUUCCGCUGUUCGUCAGUGAGGGGCCGGAACGGAGACUGGGGGGUCUAUAGCUAUGCCAAACAAGACCAAGUACUUUACUUGAAGCCUGUAACAUAUGGCUGACUGACAGAGUGAUGGAUAUAGUAGCUCCGCUGGCUUUCACUGGCUGUUAUAGCAGCUUCGAUCAGCAUUUACUAAGUAUGUGUCAUUCAGCAAAAGCACAGACCUGAAUUUUCGAUAGCUUGCUACAGUAAGCCGACAGACUGCCCUCAGUUUUGCUGCGUUACGAUGCCAGUCAUUCAACUGGAAACAGCUUGUGAACUGUUAUAAACACCAACGCCAGAUGUUGUAAUGGAUAACAAGGUAUUCGGAUGAAGUAUUUAAGCUGUCCCUCCUCAUCCCGCGUCACCUCCGAAAAUACACCUGCAGUAUUCAUGAUGCUUUAGAAAUGUAAGAACUGCUCAGUUUAUGUUUGCUUUUUAGAUAUAAUUGGUUCGUUUCAGUAUGAGUGAAUCUCACAAAACAUGUCAUGUUCGUAUUGCAUUUAGAAAAUUAAGCCAUUUGUGAGAAUAUGAAUUUUCUGUGACUUUACUUCCAUGACCACUAAGCACAUUUUCCCUCCAUAUGUCGUUCUAAUUACUGUAAAGCAAAAAUAAAUAAAAAAAUGUGUAAUGUAUUAAUACAUCAUAAUAGUAUUUGUUAAAAUAUUAUAUAUAUAAUAUUAUAAAAUCAUAUACAUAUCAAUAUAUAAAAAAAACCUGAAAAAUAUUUUUCUUGAUUUAAUUUUUGUUUCAAAAUGUGACUUUUUUUGUGAGAUUCGCUUAUCUCAUCUGCACUCGGAUGUAUAUUAUCAUCCAAAAUCUAUCCUCUCUUGUCACAAAUAAGGACAAAGCAUUUCCCAUGUAAUGAGUGAAGCAAUCUGGUUGUACUUGGAUCCAUACAAUCCAUUUUGUAGGUUAAAGCAUCGAGCAUGUGAUCUCCUCAGACAGGAUCUUAAAGUGGCCCCUCAAUCCUCUAGAUGCUGUGCAGCCUACUUUUUUGCUCUGCCUGAUUUGCUGUGCCAGGGUACUUAAGGUAAUGGCAAACCACAGAGGAAUAAAACGCCCCUGGCAGCUACACUGAAAUACAUUAGCACUGAUUGCAUGCGUUUCAUCCUGACCCAAGCAAUGGUCUCUACAUGGCUUCAAUACUAAAUACGCCACAUUCAUCUGUUCUAAUCAGACAGGUAGUUCUAAUUAAGGAAAGGCCUGUGAUGCCAUAAAAACGCUCUGCGUUGGUGCAAAUGGAUUCUGCAAUAUUAUAUGGCCAAAGUCACUUAGAGCCUUUGUUCAUAUUUGCUUGCUGUUAUUUAAAGCUCUGUGGCCGUUUUGGUGGUUUCUGCAAAGGCAUCUGUACCAAAGGUGAGGGCAGGGAAGGCAUUUUCUUAAUUGUGGAUAUCACCGACGUAUGCAUAGUCUUAUGGAGUUUACAAACAUAAUGGAGACUACAUAGCAGAUGCUGCCCGGAACAUCAUUCCUUAUCGCAAUCUCCUGCACUCUAAUCGGAAGAAAUGCAACACUCCAAUAUCCUGCUCUUAGAAAGCUAUAUAUAUUUGAGCCAACUGCUCAAUUUUUGUACUUUUUUGUAUUGACAAUGUGUUAUGUAUCAACUAUCAAGUGCCUUUUUUUUAUAGCUUUGCAGCCUUUAACUAUUGUGUGUCAUUUGGAACGAUAAACUGCUGUAUUCUUGUGCAUAUUUUCCAGAGGAUUUCUAUGUCAGAUGAUGCAAAUCAUUUAUAAUGAAACUGUGCUAGACAUUUAGUCAAUAAAUCACCUGCAGUCA